Molecule: messenger RNA, 402 nt
Organism: Enterobius vermicularis (human pinworm)
Lineage: Eukaryota; Metazoa; Nematoda; Chromadorea; Rhabditida; Oxyuridae
Source: the annotation of a GenBank genome assembly
AUGGUCAAAAUAUGGUUUCAAAAUCGGAGGUCAAAGCACAAGAAGCAAACGAAGAAUGGUUUUGCCAGCGAAAGGGAUAAUUCGGAUGAUGGCGUUGAAGAGGAAGAAGGCGGCAGUUCGGUUGAAGGUGCAAUGACUUCGCCGACUGCAAGUACUAUGGAAACCCCGAACGGUGUAAACAGUUCAGCACCAGAACAUCCAGCUUCAAAUGUGGUAGAAUCUUCGUGGCCGGUGCACCUAUACUCUAACACCCAGCACCAGACCUUCCCGCCCCCGUCGCAGCCACCAAACUUACAUUCAUUUGAGCUAAAUAAAUAUGAAGCACCGGAUGUGAAACCGUAUGUUGUGCAUGAUUCUAUGGCAAAUUUUUAUCAGCCAAAUCCGUAUAUGAGUUACUACUGA